Molecule: messenger RNA, 2064 nt
Organism: Odobenus rosmarus divergens (Pacific walrus)
Lineage: Eukaryota; Metazoa; Chordata; Mammalia; Carnivora; Odobenidae
Gene: FKBP10
Product: FK506 binding protein 10, 65 kDa
Exons: 10
Coding region: 316-2064 (582 amino acids)
Molecular function (GO): peptidyl-prolyl cis-trans isomerase activity; calcium ion binding
Source: RefSeq, a predicted model, not a curated record
CCUCCCUCCCUGGCCGGGCCCCUGGACGCCGAGCCCCGGGAGAGCGGGAGGAGGGAGCUGCAGUCCUUUGUGGUGCAUUCCUGUGACUCCAACGCUCAGCCUCGCCCCCUCCUCCUAUUCCACCCUCCGUCUCCCGCCCCCCGCCCCGCGCCAGCUCAGUCUCCCCUGCCCCCAUUCCACGUGGACCCGCCAGGGCGGGGGUGGGGACGGAGGACAGGAAGAGGGGGAGCCUGCUCCGGGAAGAGGGGGGAAGAAGGUUGGCGGCGGCGACUCCCUCGCUCGCCCUCACUGCCGGCCGUCCCAGCUCCAGGCACCAUGUUCCGCGCGGUGUCCCCCAGCCACACCUUCCUCGGGCUCCCCCUGCUGCAGUUGCUGCUGCUGCUGGUGCAGGCCGUGGGGAGGGGGCUGGGCCGUGCCAGCCCGGCCGGGGGCCCUCUGGAAGAUGUAGUCAUCGAGAGGUACCACAUCCCCAGGACCUGUCCCCGGGAAGUGCAGAUGGGGGAUUUUGUGCGCUACCACUACAACGGCACUUUCGAGGAUGGCAAGAAGUUUGACUCGAGCUAUGACCGAAGCACCUUAGUGGCCAUCGUGGUGGGCGUGGGACGCCUCAUCACCGGCAUGGACCGGGGCCUCAUGGGCAUGUGUGUCAACGAGCGGCGACGGCUCAUCGUGCCCCCCCACCUGGGCUAUGGCAGCAUCGGUGUGGCGGGGCUCAUUCCCCCGGAUGCCACUCUCUACUUCGAUGUGGUCCUGCUGGAUGUGUGGAACAAGGCAGACACCGUGCAGGUGAGCACCUUGCUGCACCCAGCCCACUGCCCCCGCAUGGUCCAGGACAGCGACUUUGUCCGCUACCACUACAACGGCACACUGCUGGAUGGCACUGCCUUUGACACCAGCUACAGCAGGGGUGGAACUUAUGACACCUACGUCGGCUCCGGCUGGCUGAUCAAGGGCAUGGAUCAGGGGCUGCUGGGCAUGUGUCCUGGAGAGAGGAGGAAGAUCAUCAUCCCUCCAUUCCUGGCCUAUGGCGAGAAAGGCUAUGGGACUGUGAUCCCCCCGCAGGCCUCCCUGGUCUUCCACGUGCUGCUGAUUGACGUCCACAACCCCAAGGACACCGUCCAGCUGGAGACCCUGGAGCUACCUCCUGGCUGCGUCCGGAGAGCCGUGGCUGGAGACUUCAUGCGUUACCACUACAACGGCUCGCUGAUGGACGGCACCCUCUUUGAUUCCAGCUACUCCCGCAACCACACCUACAACACCUAUGUGGGGCAGGGUUACAUCAUCCCCGGGAUGGACCAGGGGCUGCAGGGUGCCUGCAUGGGGGAGCGCCGGAGGAUCACCAUCCCCCCCCACCUGGCCUACGGGGAGAACGGGACUGGAGACAAGAUCCCUGGCUCCGCUGUGCUGAUCUUCGACGUCCACGUCAUUGACUUCCACAACCCUGGGGAUCCGGUGGAAAUCAAGAUUCUGUCCCCGCCCCCAGAGACCUGCAAUGAGACGGCCAAACCCGGAGACUUUGUUCGCUACCACUACAACUGCUCCCUGCUGGAUGGCACCAAGCUCUUCUCCUCCCACGACUACGGCGACCCCCAGGAGGCUACUCUGGGGGCCAACAAGGUGAUCGAAGGCCUGGACACGGGCCUGCAGGGCAUGUGCGUGGGAGAGAGGCGGCAGCUCGUGGUGCCCCCGCACCUGGCCCACGGAGAGAGCGGAGCCCGGGGUGUCCCUGGUAGUGCGGUGCUCCUGUUUGCAGUGGAGCUGGUGUCCCGGGAAGAGGGGCUGCCCACAGGCUACCUGUUUGUGUGGCACGAGGACCCUCCUGCCGACCUGUUCGAAGGCCUGGACCUCAACAAGGAUGGCGAGGUCCCCCUGGAGGAGUUCUCCACCUUCAUCAAGGCUCAAGUCAGUGAAGGCAAGGGACGCCUCAUGCCUGGGCAGGACCCGGAGAAAACCAUAGCAGACAUGUUCCAGAACCAGGACCGCAACCAGGAUGGCAAGAUCACUGUGGAGGAGCUCAAGCUGAAGUCAGAUGAAGACCAAGAGCGGGUCCACGAGGAGCUCUGA